Molecule: messenger RNA, 1734 nt
Organism: Trachymyrmex cornetzi
Lineage: Eukaryota; Metazoa; Arthropoda; Insecta; Hymenoptera; Formicidae
Exons: 1
Coding region: 1-1734 (577 amino acids)
Source: RefSeq, a predicted model, not a curated record
AUGGAAACAAUCCAGUGCAAUAUAGCAACAAGUCAUGUCAGCCUAGAACAGGCUAUUGAGAGGUUUUGGCAAACUGAACAGAUCUCUUCCGAUUCAUCACUCACGACUGAAGAGAGAGAAUGUGAAGCACAUUACAAAGAAAAUUACCGUCGGACUGAUGAUGGUCAUUUUAUAGUAAAAUUACCCAUUAAGAAGAAUGGAUUGCAAACAUUAGGACGUUCUUACGACGUUGCUUUGAAACGCUUCCAUGCACUUGAAAACAGGUUGAGUCGUCAUCCUGAAAUGAAGACAGCAUACACACAAUUCAUGCAAGAAUACAUAGAGCUUGGGCACAUGCAUCCCAUUAAGGUAGAUUCUCAAGAAACAACCGUAUCAUAUUACAUGCCACAUCAUGCGGUUUUCAAGAAUACAAGCACCACCACGAAGACUCGUGUCGUCUUCGAUGCUUCAUGCAGGACAGACACCGGAGUUUCUCUAAAUGACGUCCUCAUGGUAGGACCAGCUUUGCAACCGGAUUUGUUUUCUAUUUUAAUCAAAUUUCGCAUGUGGAAAUACGUUCUUUCAGGAGACGUAACAAAAAUGUACCGUCAGAUUUUAGUCGAUGAAUCUCAACGGAGACUGCAGAGAAUCUUAUGGCGAGACAGUAAGACGAGGGAGGUACAAACUUUCGAACUGGCUACCGUGACAUAUGGUACAGCAUCAGCAUCAUUCCUCGCGAUACGAUCCUUACAAGAAAUAGCAAGACUAGAACAAGACAACGCACCGGUAGGAGCCUCAAGGAUUCUAUCUGACUUUUAUGUAGAUGAUCUUUUGACCGGCGCUGAUAGCAUUGAAGAACUUAUUAAAAUACGCAAUCAAGUGAACCUAAUAUUAGGCAAAGCAGGCUUCGUCUUACGCAAAUGGGCAUCUAAUGAACAAGCAGUUCUGGAUGACAUUCCCACAAUGGCCACAGACUUCAUUCUAAACAUUAGCGAGAACACAAGUUUACAUACUCUAGGUCUGCAAUGGAAUUCUCAAGACGACAUGCUGCAAUUUGACAUCACUGUGCCAAGGCAAUCGAAGAUCACGAAGAGGAGCAUUCUGUCAACUAUCGCUCACAUUUUCGACCCAUUGGGAAUUUUAGGACCAAUCAUCACUACUGCAAAGAUUUUCAUGCAACGCUUAUGGGAACUCAAGGUUGACUGGGACGAGACGUUACCCAGCGACAUCCAAACGCAGUGGGCUCGAUACGAAGCAGAACUUCCUAUUCUAAAUCAAGUUCAAAUUUCACGAAAGGUUAUUCACUACAAUAACAAAGAAUUGGAUUUAUGCGGCUUCGCCGACGCCAGCGAGAGAGCGUACGGAGCUUGCAUUUACGUUAGAAGCAAACUUUCAGAAACCCAGUACAAGGUGAAUCUACUGUGUGCAAAGUCUCGGGUCGCACCCUUGAAAAAUCUGUCUUUGCCACGCCUUGAACUGUGUGCAGCAUUAUUACUAGCGCAGUUAAUGCACAAGGUACUAGAGUCCAUAAACAUUACAUUCGCACAUGUCUAUUAUUGGUCGGACUCUACAAUAGCACUGUCAUGGAUAAAGGCGCCUCCUAGGAGGUGGAACACCUUUGUAGCAAAUCGCGUGAGCGCCAUUCAAGAUAUCUCCGAUACAAAUAAUUGGUUCUACGUGCAUUCUUCACACAAUCCUGCGGACAUCAUCUCAAGAGGCAUGUCACCAUCAUUAUUACUUUCCACUGAAUUGUAG